UCUUCGCCAAGUCAAGUCUUUUUGAAUUUGCAAUUCUUAGAGAUGGCGUCCUUAGAAGAAAAGCUGGAUAAAAUCCGGUCGCCUAAUCUUCAGAGUCAGAAGCAGACUCAAGUGAUUCUGAAGGCAGUCGAAGAGACACUCCAGGAACAAAACACUCAACCAACCCCGACAGGAUAUUUUGCCGCUUUGUUGGCUCUCCUAGGCCAAUCCCUUCCAAAUGGCCAGGUUAACAAGGAAUUAACCCCCUCCGUCGUCUAUCUUCUCGACGUUAUCACGCCCUUUGCGCCGCAACCACUCCUACGAUCCAAAUUUACCCAGAUUCUUACGCUGUUAGCUCCUGUCUUACUCUUAGACGAUGCAGAUGCGCCGUUAAUUAGAUCUUCGAUUGGAUGUCUAGAGUCACUGCUUCUUGCCCAAGAUUUGGUAGCAUGGAAACUUCCGGCAAGCGAGAUAAGUCCGCGACGGGCGGUCGCCGGUCUCUUGAACCUUGCGGUAGAUCAUAGACCCAAAGUACGAAAGCGCGCUCAAGAUGCCCUGCGAAAGGUGCUUAGAAACCCUCCCCCGAGCCCUUCGUUGGACCAUCCGGCAGCGGAUCUAUGCGCCGAAACAGCAAUGAAGAGCCUAGCCGAAAUAGCCAAUAAAGUUGCAGCAUCCAGGAAACAAAAGAAAUCUGCUGCAGAACAUGACCCUGGCCUUAUACAUGCCUUACAACUCGUCAAAACAGUGGCAGUGGCGAGUGGUGGUUGGCCAAGCAAGAAUAUCGAGACUCUAUGCGAACUCCUGCUCAACAUUGCCAAGAGUGGGAACGAACACAUGACGAUGGCUGUCUUCGAGAUCUUCGAAAUGAUCUUCGAGGGCAUGGCGGAUGAGGUUGCGUCUACUAAACUUCCACGUCUUCUUGAGAUCAUCUCUGAGAUGCGCCCCUCCGCCAACGACACACAGUUACUUCCUCCUUGGAUUGCGAUAUUAUCUAGAGGCUAUGAUGUAUCUGCGCAAAUGGAACCCGAAGAGACCUUCCAAAAGCUUCCAGACCUAUUUAUUAUGGUAUCCGAAUUUAUGGAAUCUUCCUCACACAACAUCAGGAUCUCUGCGUCGGAGUGCUUGAUUUCGUUUAUGGCGAAUUGUAUUCCUGCUCAAGUCAUUGUCGAGCCUUCAAUCUAUGACGAGAAAGUCCUCGAGAAAAUAGCCAAGAUUGCCGAGAAUCUCUUAAGCGUAAAGUUUCAAGCAGCCUGGAUGGAGACUUUCAACGUUCUCGGUGCUAGUUUCGAUGCCCUACAAUGGCGUGCUAACCCAAUGAUGUUGAAUGUUGUGCGAACAAUCGGCGAGCUCCGCGGCAACGACUCUUUCAUGGGCAAGAAGGAAGCCGAUGAAGUGCUUGGCAAAGCAGUCCGAGCAAUGGGCCCCGAGUCUGUCCUAAGUGUUCUUCCCUUGAACCUCAUCAAGCCAGUCCAGGGACAACUUGGUCGAGCUUGGAUGUUGCCGAUCCUCAGGGACUAUACUGCCAACACAAACCUUCAACAUUUCAAGACCGAGUUAGUCCCUUUGAGUGAGGCCAUGUUUCAACGAGUUCUCGACAAUGGGGAAGCCGAAAAGACAAUGGAGAUUAAGAUAUAUGAAACCUUGGUACACCAGACCUGGUCUAUUCUACCUGGUUACUGCAAUCUACCCUUGGACCUGACAGUGGCAUUUGAUCAAGUGUUUGCAGAAAUGCUUGCCAACCUCUUAUACAGACAGGUUGAUCUCAGACUCGAUGUUUGCCGAGCCCUCAAAGCCCUCGUGGAGUCAAAUCAAAUUGUGGCAACAUCAGAGGAUGAUGAUGACUUGAUCAUCAAGUCCCGAGUUUCCAAAGAAGAUGCUCAAAAGAACUUGGUAUAUCUUGGAAACUUUGCGGGAAAUCUUCUAGCGGUUCUGUUCAAUGUCUAUAGCCAGACGCUUCCCCAAUCCAGGGGCCCUAUACUCCAAACUAUCAAUGCUUAUCUGAGUGUUACCCCUGAGAAAGAGUUGAUCAGUACGUUCGAUCGUGUCAGCACGAUGUUGGCUUCUUCCUUAGAAGAAACCAACGGCGAGGGAGGCAAGAACAAGAAUCAAAAGUCUAAGGACAAAAUGCCUUCUACAAGCCAAACCUUGAUGGAUUUGGUAAUUACGAUGUCGAUUUACCUUCCUCGCCAGAGUUUUGGAACACUCUUCAACAUCGCUGCGCUCAUUAUUGUUAAAGACGAUGACCCUCAGCUCCAAAAGAAAGCCUAUAAAUUAAUACCGCGUCUUGCCGACUCCGAGACUGGCAAAGUGGCCCUUGAAGAACGAACAGCAGAACUCCAGAACUUGAUACUAUCAAGUGCAGAAAAGGUCUCGGCCCCUGCGCGAAGAGAACGAUUAACGGCGAUCACUGCAUUAUUGCCAUCCAUUCCUGAAACCUCACUCCAUUUCAUUCCCUCGGUCCUAUCUGAAGUUGUCAUAUGUUGCAAAGAACAUAACGAAAAGGCUAGAACUUCAGCCUUUGAGCUCCUUGUUUUGAUGGGUCAGAAGUUGGCGGAAUCGAAGGGGAAGCUGAUUGAGAACAGUAAGGUUCCUCACAUGCCUAAUGAUGCGCCGGCCGUGCCCGCGAGCAUAGAAGAGUAUUUCACUAUGGUCAGCGCUGGACUUGCUGGAACUACGCCUCACAUGAUAUCUGCCUCCAUCACUGCUCUUACUCGAAUUCUUUACGAAUUUCGCGAGCUCGUCAGCCAAGAAGUACUAAGCGAUACUGUACAAACCAUGGAUCUCUUCUUAACCUCUAACAACCGAGAGAUCGUCAAGAGUGUCCUAGGCUUUGUGAAAGUGUGCACCAUUAGUUUGCCCACAGAGUUAAUGGUUCCUCGUCUGCCGACUAUGAUUCCCAACCUGAUGGUCUGGGCACAUGAGCAUAAGGGCCACUUCAAGGCGAAGAUCAAGCAUAUCCUAGAACGAAUGGUUCGUCGGUUUGGCUUCGAUCCUAUCAACCGAAACUGCCCCGAAGCGGAUCGGAAGUUGAUAGCCAACAUCCGUAAGACUAAGGAGCGUAGUAAGAGGAGAAAGGACGCCGCCAAGGAAGCAGGCAAUGAGGAAGAAGGCAAUCAACCGGAUGAGAAACGACGAGGUCGGUUCGAGAGUGAAUAUGACGAGGCGUUGCAUAGCAGCGAGGAGUCUGAUGACUCCGAUGACUCCGACGCCGAGGUUCUCGGAAAGUCACGAAAGGCCCAGAAAGGCGGCUCUACGUAUAUCUUGGAAGAUGAGGAUGAGCCGCUCGAUCUUCUGGGCCGCAAGGCACUCGCCAGCAUUUCUUCUACGAAGCCCGGCAAACUGCGCAAGGCAGGCAGGACCAAGGCUAAGACUGACCUGGAUGGCAAGCUGAUCCUAGGCGAAGACGAUGAUGGCGACGAUGCUAUGGUUAUCGACACCCCUAAAGAUGGCGGUGACCAGGGCGGCGUUGGAGCGUACGUCGCGGCUCUCAAGAGCAAAGAUGCCGGGCGUAGAGGCCGGGGUGGACGUCUGAAGUUCUCUAAUAAGCGAGGCAAGGAUGAGGAUGAGGAUGAAAUGGAUGUUGACGAGAAAGAUGUAUCCGCCAUUAAAACGCAGAUCAGCAGAGGUGGUAGGGGUGGUAGAGGCGGCUUUAACGCACGGGGAGGUCGUCCUACGGGCGAUGGGGGCAUGCGUGGCGGUGGUGGAAUGCGUGGCCGCGGGGGCGGGAUGCGCGGAGGUGGUGGGAUGCGCGGAGGGAGGAGCGGAAGGGGGGGCAUUACCAACGGGCGACGUGGGCUCGGGCAAGAAAAGAGUCGUGGCACAGGCUUCGGUGGUAGGGUUGGAAAGCCUAAGUCUCCUGGCAGGAGAUAAAGUGGCCUCUCGAAGAUGUUGGUACCUGGUUCGUGUUUGAUACCCAUUCGCAGUAUACACUUGGAUGGAUACUAAGUGGUUUGUUGAUGGUUUAUGGCGUAAUUAGAGACGGAAUCAUGAAUAAGGGACCCCUUUAAAAACUAAGUACCUAGCACAUGAAAAACAAAAUCAUGACGAAGGUACGAAGUAUGAGAUUCGUCAAUGUUCUUUACAUAAUACGGGGCUUAGAGUACUCAGUACGGGGCUUAGAGUAAGUAUGGGGCUUAGACUCAACUUUCGGCUCCAACGGGC
Molecule: messenger RNA, 4140 nt
Organism: Hypoxylon fragiforme
Lineage: Eukaryota; Fungi; Ascomycota; Sordariomycetes; Xylariales; Hypoxylaceae
Product: NUC173-domain-containing protein
Exons: 3
Coding region: 43-3849 (1268 amino acids)
Source: RefSeq, a predicted model, not a curated record